Messenger RNA from Saccoglossus kowalevskii, 1124 nucleotides. RefSeq lists its product as uncharacterized. Gene Ontology annotation, biological process: endoplasmic reticulum membrane organization. NCBI's taxonomy places the organism in Eukaryota, Metazoa, Hemichordata, Enteropneusta, Harrimaniidae. The record is from RefSeq and is a predicted model, not a curated record. Gene Ontology annotation, cellular component: endoplasmic reticulum membrane; plasma membrane. Gene Ontology annotation, molecular function: FFAT motif binding.
CCAUUCACCGAUGAAGUUACGUCACUUAUUAAAUUGACCAAUCCAACGGAUGAAAUCGUGUGCUUCAAGAUGAUGACAACGUCCCCUCGUAACUAUAUUGUGAAUCCUAACAGAGGGAUCGUAAAACCCGAUUCGACCGUUCAUGUCAAAGUGGUGUUAGUAAGUGAGUUCACACCAGAUCCUGCUCGUAGUGGCAAAGAUAAGUUCAUGGUACAGUCAGUGAUUGUCAGUAAAGCGGACGUCGAUCAGGAUAAAUUAUGGAAAGAUUCUAAAACAUCAGAUAUAAUGAAGUCCAAAUUGAAAUGUGUUCAUAAAGACAAAGAAGAUGGUCGGAUUGUGGCAGAUAGUGCGUGUAUGGAUCCACCGGAACUGUUGAAAGCAGAGGGACCUGAAAUUAUUGAUAUUGACGACGACGACGAAGAAGAUGAUGAUGACGAGUCUCUUAAAACCGCACCUGAAGUAUUUUCAAGCUUCCGUAGAAUCGAUGAUGAGGAUGGUGAUGAUGCGGAUGACGAAGAUGAGAAACGAACUUGGACAGGGGUAGAUGACGAAGAUGAUGAUGAUAAUGAUGAUGAUGAUAGGGUUGAUGACAGAGAUGAUGAAAUGGUCGUAUGCUGGCGGUGGAUGGAUGAUAUCCAACAAUGGAGACUGUUUGAGGAAGAUAUUGCGGAAGAGUUAGAAACCCAUUACCAGAAAGACAGUCACAGCAUCAUCACACUCCCAAUGGGGGACUUUGGAUAUAAUUUUGACUUUAAUGGCAUGAAACAAGAGAAUUUGGAAACAGGGCGUAAAAGGGUCAUAAGGAGAGAAGAAAUUGGUCGUAAUGAGUACACUACACUGCUAGAGAUCGAAUAUUCUCUUGAUUUCAACUAAGUCUGACUGUCGAUGGAUGUAUAGCAGAGCUCUUGAUCAUUGCAGAUUAAAUUGACUGCAUUACCCCUAUUUUAAUUUUUCGCUACAAAAUGACCCCCGAACCACCAAAUCCCGCACAUUUAUAUAGACUAUGAAUUGUGUCAAUAUUGUACACAAGUACAAUUACUCAUUCGUGAAAAUUCUAGUCCUAGUCUCAAAACAACUUCAUUUACAUAUAGCCGAAUAAAUAAAUAAACCAGUGUUAAGUUUCC